ACAAAAAAAAACAUCUAUUCAAUUCGAUGCCAUCAACAUUGAUAUGUCUCGUUAUGUUCAUGUAUUUAGUAGGAAGUUUGAGUUGUUCCAGCCCAGUCCUUCCCUUCUUCUUUGACAAAAAGAACAACGAUGCAGCAACAUUUACUGCGACACCACCAACCCAAACGCUGUGAUUCGCCGCAUCCUUUUCAUCCUCAAGCCAAUGUAGCCGCCGCAACCACAACAUUCAAGCAGGAGCGGUCCUCGGGUGACCAAGUUGAGAGCAGUGACACUGUUCACUGGUACUCGAGCAGCACUCUGGUCAAUCGCGUGCAACGUGCAGGAGUCUUUACAAACUCGAGUACCUUUGUCAACUGCAGCUUGAAAGACACUCCUGCCGCAGUCAUGCGUGCCUCGGCGGGACUUGGAGACUGCCCUACCCGCGAGCAGCUGGCAGAAUUUGUGGCGCAGCAUUUUGAACGCCCGGGCGUGGAAGUUCGUCAAUGCCUGCCCUCGGACACGCCGGCCUUUGUCCGAAUCCCGACGGCCAACAAUGGGUCGCCUAGCAUGUGGGCGGAAGGCGCAGGCCCUGGAGGCUCGCCUACAUCUGGUGGUCGCCGAAGCUCGUUCAGCGCCCUGACAUUUGGCACGAUGAAACGGUCGGGUCGUCGCUCGAGCGUUCCUGUGAACAAUUAUCGUUCUACAGCUGCCCGGAGCUCGUCGCAUGACCAAUCAAGCAGUGCUCAUGAAGCUGCUCGCCCAGAAGCCGCUCCCACUGAAGCGGCUCACACAGAAGCCGCCCGCCCGGACCACGCUUUGCAUCCGGGAGGUCUGCUACCCGGCCCGGCAGUGACGCGCGCUCCAACCACUUACGGCCGAGCGCUCUCCCAUCACGAUAGUGGCGCAGAGUCGGCCCCGCUCACCCAUCCGCCAUCCGGCUCGUCCAACGCGCCAUCAGCCCCUAGCCCGCCUCCUCCUUCGCCCACGACGAAACACUCCAGCCCGCCUUCCAACCCAUCCACAUUGCACUCGCAGCGCGGACUCGCACCGUUGGCUCCAAUCUCUACCAUGAUGGCGCAAGCUCGUUCGUCCUCCAAAAGCCACCCGAUCGCGCGGCCGGUGGCUUCUCCAGCUCAUGUCUCGUCGUCCUCACCUGCCCCGUCGUCCAACGCGAUUCCUUACCACGUGCUCUCAUCCUCGUGCUCUUGGCUUCGCCACUUGGUCGACACGCUAUGCCGCCAUGCCGUCGAAGGCAUCCAUCCCGAAGAGAGCGACUACGGCAGGAGCUCGCUGAUUCCGGCACCCAACUGCUGGGUUACUCCCUUGCCGCUGGCAGCUGAUCCUGCGACCAAUCUGACGUACUGGGACACGCACCUGAUGGUGACAGGCCUGAUUGCAGCUGGAAUGCACACGACAGCGCGUGGGAUGGUGGAAAACCUCGCCGGCUCGGUCGAGCAGUUUGGCCAUGUUCCGUUCCUCAACCGCAUGUAUGCCCUGCAUCGCAGUCAUCCGCCGUUGCUCGCGGACAUGGUCAUGCGAGUGGCAUCCUCCUGGCCGGGAAUCUCGCCCGCGCUGUUUGCAAGCUUGACGCAUUGCCCAAGCAUUGGACGCAGCACUUGCGCGUCGGCCAUGUCGCGCCAGCCCUCGUCCCCUGCGCCGAUUCCUGGCUCGCCCUCGGUCAAGACGCACCAACCCACCACAAGCUCUCCCACACCUGCGGCACUCGCCGACUCGGACUGCUGCAACUGGCUCGGUCACAUUUACGCAGUGCUGCUCAAGGAGCACCACUUUUGGACGGUGAACCGAGCCUUCAAUGGCACCGUCAAUCGGCAAGUACCCGCGCCAGCAGUCCCACAAACGUCCAUGGUUCACCGGGAUGCACCAGCUCCGCCGUUUCUCAGCACGUACGGAGCUGAGCUAGACACGCCGCGGCCCGAGUGGCACACGGAAGACGUCGACUUGGCUGAGCGUCUCGAGCCGCACCCUGCCAAGCGUGUUCGCUUGUAUCGACAGCUGGGUGCCAUGUCUGAGAGCGGAUGGACGCUGCCAAGCACCGAACCAUCAGGCGAACGGAACGCCGCGAGCAUGCAGUGGAAUCCAUUCGCGACUCGAGCCAGCCACUAUCGCUGGCUGCCAGAGGACAACCCUGACGACCUCUCGCGGAUCAAUGUGACUGACAUGAUUCCAGUUGAUUUGAAUGCCUUGCUCUAUGGCAUGGAGGUCGACAUGGCCUUGAUUUGCCGCACGCUGCGCGGAAGUCGGGCUGGUCAGACGGACGCCAUGUUCUACGAGCAACAGCUCAACCGCAUGUCGCGCGCAGCAAACGAGCGCCGGUCGUCGCUCCAUCAGGUGUUGUUCAAUCACGAAACCAACAACUCCUGGCACGAUUGGAGUACCCAAGAGUUUCGGCUGGCACAUACAGACAAGCUGCUUGCAUCCUCGCUCACACCCCUCUGGUGUGGUGCAUACGACCAGCGACCAGACAUUGUAGCCCAAGCGGUGGACAGAUUGGCCCACCUCAUUGAUGCGGGUGGACCAGGCAUGAUUGAGACCGCGGGAGGCUUGCCAGAGGCGUUGGAUGCCAAAACCGGACAGGUUCUUGACACCAAUCCCUCAGACUCGCUCUUGCGCCCGCAUGUGCAGUUGCUGAUCAUUGAGGGCUUGAAUCGCGCGGCAGCCCACAGUCCACGCGCUGCUCAGCUGUCCGAGCGCAUUACCAAAGGCUGGAUGAACCGGUUUUGGAGGCUCUGGCGUCGCCUCGAGAUGGAACGCGAAGCCGUGGAGCAGGAGUGUGACACCUCCACCAGCUACCAUUCCGAUCAGCGAGACUCGGGUCAGAUCGAUCCACUCCCCGACCAUGUUGGCAAAAUGUCAAAGUCGUUGCUCGCUGCUGCCCGCUCCGUCAACGCCUCGCAUGCCAGCCUGGCCCUCCAUCUCAUCUGCAACUUUGAUUCGCAGAUGAGUCUUGUUCCGUUUUUCGAAGAGUAGGCUGAGGGCGGUUGAAU
Capsaspora owczarzaki ATCC 30864 is the source of this 2984-nucleotide messenger RNA. RefSeq lists its product as hypothetical. The record is from RefSeq and is a predicted model, not a curated record. Gene Ontology annotation, biological process: trehalose catabolic process. The coding region runs from base 130 to 2967 and encodes 945 amino acids. Gene Ontology annotation, molecular function: alpha,alpha-trehalase activity. The transcript is spliced from 3 exons. NCBI's taxonomy places the organism in Eukaryota, Filasterea, Ministeriida, Capsasporidae.